This is a messenger RNA of Diorhabda sublineata, 4316 nucleotides long. RefSeq names its product C-type lectin domain family 4 member M-like. Gene Ontology annotation, molecular function: carbohydrate binding. The record is from RefSeq and is a predicted model, not a curated record. Gene Ontology annotation, biological process: biological process involved in interspecies interaction between organisms. Bases 353 to 892 code for a protein of 179 amino acids. Lineage: Eukaryota; Metazoa; Arthropoda; Insecta; Coleoptera; Chrysomelidae. The transcript is spliced from 3 exons. Gene Ontology annotation, cellular component: external side of plasma membrane.
AGUAUGUUUUUUGAUAUACCGAUAUACUCUCUUCAGUAAUUUUAAUCAGACGGUCGCCAUGUCAUAACAUCACAAAUUAUGUGAGAAGAAAGAUACAAAUAAUCUUAUUUUGCAUACUUAAAUACGUUGUAAUGGACCUUAAAGUGACGUGGAUAGUUAUCAACUUGUACAGUCCUAAAAAUUAGAUUCUGAAAAACAUUAAUGGAUUUUAAUCAUGUUUGUCGGCGACUAUGUUUUGAUUUGUAAAUCUGAUUGUACUUGUAUAAAUUGCAUGAAUAAAAAGUAAUUCCCCUUUGAUAUCAAGAGUGAAUCACGAUUUGAUCAUUACAUUUGUGGAACUGUAAGAGGUGAAAUGUUUCGCUAUCUACUGAUAAUAUUUUUUAUGGUUCAUCAUAUUUCUUGUCAAGAUGAACAUUUAUUCACAUCAAAUAUAUUACCCAGAAACAACAAUUCAAAUUAUCUGGAUUUUCAAGGCCAUACCUAUUUUUUCAACACUGAAUAUGAGACGAAUCUAUAUGAAUCGAUACGAUAUUGUAAGCAGCUCAAAAUGGAGCUGGUUAGCAUCGAAAGUGCGUCUGAAAAUGAUAGACUAGGACUGUACAUAAUAGAGCGAGGAUUACAAUCUCGAAGAUUUUGGACGUCAGCGGUAAAUAUGGUUGAUGGCGGUAAAUGGGUCUGGCUAUCGACUGGUGAAUAUAUUAAAUACUUCAAUUGGGAUGCAGGUGAACCAACUGGUACUAUUCCACUAGUAUCUAGCUAUGAAAAUUGCAUCCAAGUUCGCCAUGAAGGAAACAGAGGAUUUACAUGGAAUGAUCUGAAUUGUGGAAAGAAAAAUUUUGCUAUCUGUGAGAAACCAUCCAAAUGUACUUGUUCCACAGUGAGGGGUGUUUAAGUUUUGGUGCUUUGGAUCAAUAGUUAACUUUACAUAAAUCAAUUUUCUCUUAUUCUAUGUUUGUUUACUCAUAAAUAUGCCUAUUCGUUAUUGUAGUUAUGAAAUUAAUUUUCCCAAAUAUUUAUAUCUAGUGGUCAAAAUGGUGUCAGACCUCCGAAUUCUUUAAUGUAGCUCCGAUUUUCCUGAAAAUUUAGAAUUAAUCUCAUCUUAUCCUCUAUAUCAAGAUCUAUAUGGUCGCAAGAUGUACAAAUUGCUUUAAAGAGGUAAAAAUCUCCCCGCAUCGAAAAAUACCAAUAUUAUAGUUUUUCCUACUUUUUUUCAAUUCAAAUGUUCUUCGUUUAUGCAGCAUAGAUAUCUUGACAUAUUGUAUAAUAGAAAAUUUAUAUAUUUUGAGGUAUAAACCCUUAAAAAUCUUUAAAAAAUAUCCUCCUGAUGGAAAUAAAAUAUUUCAAUCUUUUAUCGGUUUAAAACAUUGCAAUUUCAUUUUUGCUGUGAAAAAUUCAUAGCAUUUUAAUAAAAUUCAUUUGGCUAUUAAUUUUCAUUACUCAACCCACACAAACUACCCCUUUGCAGAGAAAGAAAUAAAAACUAAUCUAAUGACUGCCGACUUUUAGAUUUUGCAUUCUUUUUGUAUUAAAGUUUCUUGUCUCCACUUAAAGUAACUUUUAAAUGUCUAUACCCUGUUAACCCUCAAGAGCCACCUCUUUGAUAAAAAAUAAAAAAAUUUUUGUAAUGACUAUGAAUGUUUUGGUUUGAAUUCAUUCGGUAUUCAAGUGUAUUUUCCAAACACGAAGUGAUUUUUCAUUCUCGACAUCCUGACACCCUUUUACCAACAAUACAAUAAAAAAGUUGUGCUCAAUGACAUUCAAUGUUUUGAUUAUACAUUUUUCAUGAAUGAAAAUUCAUUUUCUGCCGCAAAUAAAAAUAAAAUUGAUGAAAAAUAAUUAAAACAAAGAAAAUCUCGUAUAUAUAUAUAUAUAUAUAUAUAUAUAUAUAUAUAUAUAUAUAUAUAUAUAUAUAUAUAUAUAUAUAUAGAUUAUAAGUAUAUCAUCUCUGGGUACUCUCAAAUUUAUAACUCCAUUAAUUUUGAAGCUAUCACAUAGUACAGAAAACCAUUUUAAAGGUAAUAUUUAAGGCUUUUGUAUACUAUAAAAAAAAUGUAAAAUUAUUAUCAUGAAACAUUUUUUAAUUUGACUGUUUAUUUAUUUUUGUAUUUCUUAUAGUUAUGGAGAAGAAAUGUGCAAAAAAUUUUUUUAAACAUCCAAAAAAAAGUAUUAUUUAUUGCUCACUUUUUCCAAACUUAAGCAUUUCUAAUCAGCCAAACUUUUAGAUGUCGUAAAUAACAUCCAAAUAAAGUAUUUGGUACAGGGAAUAAGUUUAAUUCUGAUUUUCAAUGAAAUGGCAUUAGUUUAAGUGCAAUUUUUUUAGCUUUAACUAUUUUACAUCGUAUCUCACUGAAAUUUCAGUCGAAACAACUUUUAUCAGAGGUGAUUUGAAAGGUCGUCUUUUUAAGCUCUUUAAAAAGUAUUCCAUGACUCUUUGUUAAAAAAUGUACCAUUUUCCCGUUUGAGGUUAAAUGCUCAAUUACAUUAAACAAAAACUAUUCUUGCUUUUCUUAUUUCUUAAGAUCUCAAAAUAUAACUUAAUUUCUUUGUUCAUAGCACUUUUUUUUGUUAAAAUACAUCAUUACAGAGUUAUACGUAAAAAACUAUUGAAAAAUACAGUUUUUUGACGAAAAAUUGUACUUUUCAAUAACUCAAAAACUAUUGAUCUAGCGAAAAAAACUUGGCAUUUUUCACUUUAAAUUUUCUGAUCGUUCUAUUUCUGGGGUUAUUUUGGGUGAAAAAUUCUCCACCCUCGAAAAGGGGUAGCAUCCCCCCCUUCCAUGUGGAUCUCGCUUUUUGGAUAGACACCUAUCAUCUGUCAAAAUUUCAAAUAAAUCGGUGCUGCGUUAAAGAAUUCGGAGGGGAAAUGCUUGAAUGCCUGACCUAAUCUAACCAUCUUUUUGUGAUGUUUACAAUCCUUUUACCUUCUACUCUUGCUUCACAGAUUUUCUAUGUGAAUCUUCCCUCUUUUUUUCGAGGCACUGUUUUUGUUUUAUUUUCAUAACGUUCACAAAGUUAUGAUGUACAGAGUGUCAAACAUAAGGUUACCCAUAUACUCCAACUCUCUCUAAACCUGUAAGAGUUAUAAAAAAACUUUAAUCACAAAGGUUCUUCGUAUUUAGAGGAAUUUUUAGAUUAUUGACUUUUCGAUUAUACAGGGUUUCUCAAUCGUUCAGUAUCGACAUCAAUUUUAGAAUUUCAAAUAGAACAUUCUAUAUUUUAUUAUGUUUUUUGUUUUAGUGGUAAAAACAAAGGUAACUUUCAUAAGACCGAUCUAUUUGAUUUCCACAUGACUUAUGAAAUAUUUGAAGUUAUUUGAAUUUUUAUUGAAAAAUCAUAUUUCGAAAAAUUCCACAAAAUAAAAAGAGGCUAGCCUGGCAUCAUUUGCAAAAUGAAUUUUUAAGCACUAGACUAAGUUUAUUGAUUUUUGAGUCUAGAAUCUCUAUGGGUGUCUUUGUUCACUGUAUGAGUUUUUAAUUUUGUAAAUAACAAAUUUCAUUUUCUUAAAUGACAUACCCUGUAUAUUAUACCUUCAAUAAAAAGCGCAAAAAAAUAAGAAUGCCAGCUAGCACAUUUUUAUUUAGCGGAAUCAGUCAAUAAUCUAAAAACUCCUCUAAAUAGGAAGAACUUUUUUAAUCAAAGUUUUUUAUAACUCUUACAGGUUUGGAGAAAAGUAUAUGGGUCAUAUUAUGUUUGACACCCUGUACUUCGAAUGUAUGAGAUUUUAUCGGAAGAAUAUUCAGGUUUGACUAACCAUCCAUUUCAUAUUUCUACGCAUUGUAUGAUUCAACAAUAUCUGCAGCUAUUCCAUUAAGAGUACGGUGAUUACUACCACUUAGUUAUCUACAUAAUCCUACAAAAAAAACACCUGUGGGCAUCUCUAUAUGAAGCACGUCGUCGUAAUUGAGUCGAGGCCACCACUGGUGUAAUCCACUUCUUUCUUGCUCCGUCACGUGUGGAAGUGCUUUGAAGGUAAAUAAGGCUCUUAUACAAUGCCAAACCACAUGCUGCGAAAGUUCCAGAAUAAGAUGAGGAACUUGCUUUUAUUAAACUCCAACCACAUCCAGCAUUUGGUACGGAUUUUGCAUCGUUAGACUACUAUUUAUUCAGAUCCAUGUUGAAAUACCUGCGUGGGAAAAAAAAUUAAAAUAAUAAAUAAAGGAGAUGUUGAAAGUGUAGUGUAAGCCCAAAAAAUUAUUUUACCAAGGUCUCAAAGGGCUAGCUGAACCUUGGGUGAAAACCUUGGAAUAACAUAGGCUAUAAUUCGAAUAAUAAGGUUUCAAUUCUGUACGAUUAUUUAAUAAAAAAGUAAAACUCCA